AUGGUUGCAGUUCGGAGAAGGAAGAAGAGGACAAUGAGAUUGAUUGCUCUAGGUAUUGUGGAAGGAGAAAAUCAGAAUGUAGGUGGAGAAGAUGAAACAGGCAAAGAAAACAAAGAAGAUGAUGAAUUUGAUAGUCGAUUUGAUAUGUUCGACGACUCGGACGGUGCGUCAUCUGAAGAUGAUAACUUCAGCUCAUACGGUGAGUCUCCUUCAGAAGACCAAGAGUCACCAACGCUACCUCCCAAGAAGAUAUAUCAUAAAUUCUCGAUGAGCGGGUUUAAAGAGAGUGAGGAGGUUCUUCUAAGGUUGGAGAUGUCGUCGCUAAAUCUUGCGGUAGGGCAACGAUACGAUAGUAAAGACGAUUUGGAGAGACGACUGAAACUUCUUACAGUGAAGGAUCAAUUUGAUUAUGAUAAACAUACAUGCUCUACAACUGAGCAUUAUAAUCGAUGUCGACAUGCAACACCAAAUAUUCUAGGAGAGUUGUACAAGAGCUUUCUCGGCGACGUUGGUCCGGCCGUUCACCCUACGAGUGUUGGAAUAGCUAUCACUAAGCAGUUUGGUGUAAAGAUGGAGUAUUGGAAAUCCUACCGGACGCUGAAAUUUGCAAGGGAAAUCGAUCAGAGAACACCUGAGAGUGUUGCGCGUCUUCAAAUCGAUGAGAAUGGAAAAUUCAUGUAUGUGUUUCUUGCAUUUGGUGCGAGCGUAAAUGGGUUUCAUUUCAUGCGCAAAGUUGUGGUUGUCGACGGUACGUUUCUUAAUGGUAGAUACAAAAGGACGCUUCUCACGGCACUGGCUCAGGAUGGUAACUUUCAGAUUUUUCCAAUAGCCUUCACAGUGGUUGACACUGAAAAUGAUGAUUCCUGGCAUUGGUUUUUUACGCAACUAAAACUUUUGAUUCCUGACGACGAGGGUCUUGCGAUAAUCUCGGAUAGGCAUAACUCGAUUGGGAAAGCAAUUACAAAUGUGUAUCUGCUUGCUUUUCGUGGAAUUUGCACGUACCAUCUAUAUAAGAAUAUACUGGGACGGUACAAAGGAAAAGAUGCAUUUCGUCUGGUGAAGAAAGCGGCGAGAUGUUUUAGGAUGUCUGAGUUUACUCAGAUUUUCGAGGAGAUUGAAGCGAUUAAUCCAGCACUCCACGGCUACUUCCAAAGGGCUGAUGUCCGACUGUGGAUGCGUGUUCAUUUCCCGGGCGAGAGGUACAAUUUGAUGACUACGAACAUAGCGAAAUCAAUGAGCAGAGCAUUGUCGAAUGCUAGAGGUCUUAACAUUAUUCGAAUAUUAGAAUCGAUACGGGUUAUGAUGACCAGAUGGUUUGCUGAACGGAGAGAGGAUGCCAGAUCGCAGCGAACCACGCUUACGCGUGGUGUGGAGAAACUACUACAUGGUCGUGUAACUGCCACCAGAGAUUUGACGGUACAGAGGAUUGAUGAUCAUCACACUGAAGUUAAAUAUGGAUCUUCCGGCGAGUCUUUGCAUGUUGUUAAUUUGGUAGAGCGAAAUUGCAUAUGUCGUCAUUUCGAACUCGAGAAAUUACCAUGCGUACACGCAAUCGCAGCGGCGGAGUACAGGAAUGUUUCUCGUAUAUCCCUGUGCAGUCCUUACUAUACCAGCAAUUAUUUGGUUAGCGCAUACGCUGAAUCGGUCAUGCCGGUUGAUUCAGCGCAACCUGUUCCAGAAAUCGUGGCUAACAAACCCUGCUUGCCCUCGACUUUAACACUUAUGGCGGGGAUGUUGUUUUUCAUGUCCUUUGGAAAGCAUAUCUACGACUCUAAUAUGCGUAACGGCUGA
Raphanus sativus (radish) is the source of this 1791-nucleotide messenger RNA. RefSeq lists its product as uncharacterized. Gene Ontology annotation, molecular function: zinc ion binding. The coding region runs from base 1 to 1791 and encodes 596 amino acids. NCBI's taxonomy places the organism in Eukaryota, Viridiplantae, Streptophyta, Magnoliopsida, Brassicales, Brassicaceae. The record is from RefSeq and is a predicted model, not a curated record. The transcript is spliced from 6 exons.